Phialemonium atrogriseum is the source of this 1836-nucleotide messenger RNA. RefSeq names its product major facilitator superfamily transporter. Gene Ontology annotation, molecular function: dipeptide transmembrane transporter activity; allantoate transmembrane transporter activity. NCBI's taxonomy places the organism in Eukaryota, Fungi, Ascomycota, Sordariomycetes, Cephalothecales, Cephalothecaceae. The coding region runs from base 56 to 1597 and encodes 513 amino acids. Gene Ontology annotation, biological process: dipeptide transport; transmembrane transport; allantoate transport. Gene Ontology annotation, cellular component: plasma membrane. The record is from RefSeq and is a predicted model, not a curated record. The transcript is spliced from 9 exons.
CAUUUUCCCUCUUUGUCGCCAUCUCACCACCACAAUUUUACAUACAGAGGCCCAAAUGUCGGACGACAAAAUAGAGCAGAACCGUAGCGAGCCAGCCCCAAUGAACUGGGCGGCCGGGAAAGAGGAGAUUCUCCAGCGUGAAAUUGAUGCCGACGAGGCUCUCCAAGUCGUGACCGGCUACAAUGCUGACGCCAUUCAGCUCGAUGCGGAGACGGAGCGCCGUCUGCUGCGCAAGAUCGACCGGAAUCUCAUGCCGAUGAUGUGUCUCAUCUAUGGGCUCAACUUUCUUGACAAGACGACCAUCUCAUACGCCAGCAUCAUGGGUCUGAAGGAGGACCUCAAUCUUGUUGGUGACAACUAUCAAUGGCUGGGGAGCUUGUUUUACUUCGGAUACCUCGGCUGGGAGUUCCCGACGACUCGGCUUAUGCAGCGACUUCCUCUUGGCAAGUAUUCGGCCUUCAAUGUCAUCAUGUGGGGCCUCGUCCUAGCCCUCUUCGCUGUGACGGAGAACUUUGGCGGCGCCGUUGUCAUUCGUCUCUUUCUGGGGAUCUUCGAGGCAGCCGUCACUCCUAGCUUUGCCCUGUUCACCUCGCAGUGGUACACAAAGUCAGAACAGGGCUUCCGUACGAGCAUUUGGUUCUGCUUCAACGGCUUUGCGCAGAUAUUCGGCGGCUUGGUUGCAUAUGGCUUUGCUCACGGUGCUUCCACUUACGGCUUCUCAAUCGCCCCUUGGAAAGCAAUCUUCGUCUUCACCGGCGUCCUGACGAGCAUCGCUGGUAUCGUCUUCCUCAUUGUCAUGCCGGACAACCAGCUCAACGCCCGGUUUCUCACCAAAGAGGAACGCGUCCUGGCCGUGCAAAGAAUCAAGAUCAACGAGCAGGGGAUCGGCAACAAGCAUUUCAAGUGGUACCAGAUGAAGGAGGCUUUUCUGGACCCCAUGGUCUGGGCCUUUGUUUUCUUCGCGCUGGUAGCUGAUAUUCCCAAUGGCGGCAUCACAAACUUCUUCAGCCAGCUCAUCGUUUCCUUUGGCUAUACUCCAGAGCAGAGUCUCCUGUAUGGGACUCCUGGUGGGGCUGUCGAGAUCGUCUCACUAUUGGUUUGUGGAUAUCUGGGCGAUCGCUUCGGAAAUCGGUUGUUGAUAAGUACGUCUGGUCUUAUGCUUGCUAUCCUCGGCGUGAUCUUGAUUGUUGCGGUUCCGCUGGAUAUGCCGGCUGGCCGGUUGGUAGGCUACUACCUCACACAGGCUGGCCCGACCCCGUUCGUCGCGCUCUUGUCACUCAUCUCCACAAAUAUUGCUGGCUGGACCAAGAAAACUACUGUCGCAGCGAUGUAUCUUGUUGCAUAUUGCGUUGGAAAUAUAAUCGGUCCACAAACUUUCCGACCUAAAGACGCUCCACAGUAUAGACCAGCUGAGAUUACGAUUCUCGUGUGCUGGGCGGCUUGUCUGGUAGACAUACUCUUCAUCUGGUGGUACUACCGCCGGCAGAACAGCAAGAAGGCGCUGAUCCGAGCCGAACCGUCGUAUACCAAGCUUGAGAACCAUGAAUUUCUCGAUCUAACGGAUAAGGAGAACGCUGAGUUUGUUUAUUCACUAUGAAAAGACCGCUACAACAUUCAAGACCGGUUCUCUUUACACGCAUCUUAACGAACGGUGCUAUUUCCACAGCACAGCAUCUAUACUUGCUUACUUGCUAUACGAUUAAGCCAAUUGUAUUUCUAAUGUCGCUUGAUUCUGCGCUUUAUUCUCAUACCGUCCCCAUGAAUCGUGUACCAAACAUACCAUGAACGGUUGUAGAUUCUAAGGGUCGUCACUGGUCCAACGGAGGCCAUUUUGGG